CACGUAUUCGUUUGUCGCGCAACCGCUGUCGCCGGCCGGGAGAGAGAAUUCCGUAUUCCGUAGAACAUAUUGCAUAGAUUCGGGACCGCUCCGCUCAGCCACCGCCGCGCCACCGAUCGUCGUUGGUUUGCUGAUCGGCGAUCACCAUUAUUCGUUCAUCGAUCACUGUUCACUGUUCGGUCGACGGUCGUCGCUCACUCGUCUCUUUCCCGUCUCCUGUUUGCCGUAUGCUGCGGUAGCGUAACUAUCUCCUAAAACGAACCGCCGUUUGGUUUUCCGCGUUUUGUCGGUACCGUCAACCUCCCGAUUCGGGUCUUUAUCUCAGCGACCCGCGCCGCCGGUACGACCACAGAUCAUCCCACAAUACUGCGGUUGGAUGACUAAGACUUCGUUACAAACUUGAGCAGCGACGUACGCGGACUUGAAAAUAAAAACAACAACAGCUUAAGACUAUUAUACGUCUACCAUGGCUUCACCGUGUUUAUAUUUCAUGAGAGGAUCAUGUCGAUUUGGCAACCGUUGCUGGAACUCUCACGAUCUGGGAUCCGCCCGUUCUCAAAGUUCUUUGCAAUAUCAAUUAGAUUCCUCUGAUGAUGAACUGAGCUUGCCUGUGGUGAUAUUGAGAGAUUAUACUUCUCCAUCGACUUCUUCACCAAGUAGUAGUGCUUCUAGGCCUAGACAAAGAAAUCAAGUUCCUCCCAAUUCAGCAAAAAAGCCAUCUGAAACUGAUAAAACUGAAAAAACUGAAAAAACUGAUAAAACAGAUAAAACAGAUGAAACGGUAUCACAAGAUAAGUGGAGUUUACAAAAUAAUAAUACUGGAGAGACAAGAGAAGGUACACCUGAUAGUGUCCUAGUAGAAACAGUAAAAAAAUUAAAUGAAGCUGAAAAUUUAGUAAUAUCACUUCGCCAACAGCUACGUAUUAAGAAUGAUGGAGACAAUUUCUCUUGGGUUGAACAUCAAAUAGAACAAUGUAUUGAAAGUGAUCUGCAAUGUAACAUAUGUUACGAAAUGUUUAUCAAGCCAACUGUGCUAAAUUGCACUCAUACAUUUUGUCAAUAUUGCAUAGAGUCAUGGACCCGAAGAGUUAAUCACUGCCCAACAUGUCGAGUUUAUGUUAAAAAUAGAUCAUACUGUCUAACUUUAGAUACCUAUUUGGAUAAAAUAUCUGAUUGUUUACCAGAAGAAGUAAAAGUGAGGCGAGAAUCUUUAAAAAUUGAACGUAACAAUAACAGAACUAAUAGAGUGGAGAUGGAUAGAAAUCGAAGUAAUAAUAGGAGGAGAAGAAAUAAUAGAAACAACCAAUCUAUGCGUUCAGCUUUAGGCGCAUUAUGGGGUGAACGAGAUCGAGAUGGUGCUGAAUGGAAUAUUGCAUUGGAAGAAGCAUUAUUUGAUCCAAUACACCUAGGUGGUCCAACUGAUAGAAGAUACGAAGUAGAAGACUGGGAUGAUUUGUCUGAUAGCACCUUAGAUGACAGUCAUGAGUACAUUUGUUCUUAUUGUGACAAUAUGGGACACUCAGCUUCCAACUGCCCCAUAUCCAUAAUGGAGGAGGCUGAUCAUAUAUGGUAGAGCUAACCACUUUUUUCUACUAUCCCGUUAUUUAUACUUGCGUUGAAGACACAUUUCCCUAAUACACUUUUUGCUGGGACUAUUUAUAUAUAUAUAUAUUAUAUUAUACUUGUAAUGUAAUUGUUUUGAUUAUUAGUAGUAGUUUAUGUCAUAAAUCGGGGUAAACUUGUUUCAUUCAUAUGUCUUCAACUUAUAAUUGUUAAUUGUUCAACUAAGAUAAUCGAUUUAUAGAAUUUAUGUAUAUUUUUUUUUUUCGUUCGUAU
This is a messenger RNA of Melanaphis sacchari, 1836 nucleotides long. Its product is annotated as E3 ubiquitin-protein ligase RNF8-like. NCBI's taxonomy places the organism in Eukaryota, Metazoa, Arthropoda, Insecta, Hemiptera, Aphididae. The transcript has 8 exons. The record is from RefSeq and is a predicted model, not a curated record. The coding region runs from base 467 to 1573 and encodes 368 amino acids. Gene Ontology annotation, molecular function: metal ion binding.